Molecule: messenger RNA, 4704 nt
Organism: Pecten maximus
Lineage: Eukaryota; Metazoa; Mollusca; Bivalvia; Pectinida; Pectinidae
Product: metastasis-associated protein MTA3-like
Exons: 21
Coding region: 405-2654 (749 amino acids)
Biological process (GO): negative regulation of transcription by RNA polymerase II
Cellular component (GO): nucleoplasm; NuRD complex
Molecular function (GO): histone deacetylase binding; transcription coactivator activity; transcription corepressor activity
Source: RefSeq, a predicted model, not a curated record
UUUGUAGUAAGAUCUCAUUGAUUUGCAGGAAAAAAUCAAUAAAAAUAAAAUUUGAUUAUUUUUAGUUUCUCUUUACUACCUUGUAAUUAACCACUUUUAUUAUUAUCAAUGGUCAGUGGGCUAUGAGCGGUGAGCUUUGACACCCCAUAUGCCUAUCAUCUAUCAAAUCCAUCAUCGAAGUGUUUUAGAGUGAAAACCAAAAGCCGCCGAAGGACGUGUGACGUCACGUGUGAAAAGAGGAGGAAGACAGAUAUAAGCCCGAGAAAUGGCGACUCCAUGAUCCUGUCGUCUAGGGGUGACUACGCUGGACACUACAACGUUGUCGUGGAGUUCGGAUUUUUCCGGAUAUUGGCACAUAACUUCGAAAGUUUACUCUUGAAGUGGUUGUGUCCCCUAAAGCGGCAAUGGCUGCAAAUAUGUAUCGAGUUGGAGAUUAUGUCUUUUUCGAAACAUCUUCAACAACGCCGUAUCAAAUCAGACGGAUUGAAGAACUUAAUAAGACCCCAAAUGGCAAUGUGGAAGCAAAAGUUAUGUGUUUUUACCGGAGGAGAGACAUCUCAAGCUCCCUCACGUUACUUGCGGACAAACAUCAAAGUUCUGGAGAGGGUAAAUUGAGACCGUCUGACACUCUGAGUAAUGAUAAUGAAAACUUCAUGCCUAUGUUUACAGCCACCCUUGAUGACACCGAACUCGAGGCUCGGGUCGAUGACAUAACAGACAAACAGAAACACCAACUAAAGCAUCGAGAGCUGUUCCUGUCACGUCAGGUGGAGACUCUACCAGCCACACAUAUACGUGGCAAGUGUGUGGUGACACUACUGAACGAGACAGAGUCCCUUCUCUCCUACCUAAACAAAGAGGACACAUUCUUCUACUCGCUGGUAUAUGAUCCAUCACAAAGGACAUUAUUGGCAGAUAAAGGUGAAAUCAGGGUUGGAGGACGGUACCAGGCUGACAUAACAGAACUGCUCAAGAAUGCAAUGGAAGAAGAUGACCGUAAAAUGGAGGAUUUAGAGGAACUUAUAUGGGAUCCAAACAAUGUUUUAAAUGACCGACAAAUUGAUCAAUUUCUAAUAGUAUCAAGAUCUGUAGGUACAUUUGCGCGUGCUUUGGACUGUACAAGUACUGUGAGACAACCUAGUCUGCAUAUGAGUGCCGCAGCAGCCUCAAGGGACAUCACUCUGUUCCAUGCUAUGGACACACUACACAAAGCCCGCUAUGAGAUUGCCAAAGCUGUGACGAGCAUGGUUCCAUCUGGUGGCCCUGUGCUGUGUCGUGAUGAAAUGGAAGAAUGGUCUGCAUCAGAGGCCAAUCUGUUUGAGGAAGCGUUGGACAAAUAUGGAAAAGAUUUCAAUGAUAUUAGGCAAGACUUUUUGCCAUGGAAAUCUUUGAAAAGUAUUGUAGAGUAUUACUACAUGUGGAAAACGACAGACAGAUAUGUACAACAGAAAAGAAUAAAAGCAGCCGAGGCAGAGAGCAAGUUAAAACAGGUGUACAUUCCUAAUUACAAUAAGCCAAACCCAGCAGCAAUCAGUGGGAAGAUGAAUGGUGAAGAUGGUCAAGUAUCUGGGCGAGCUUGUGAGAGCUGUUAUGCUGGCCACUCCAGUCAGUGGUACUCAUGGGGCCCAGCACAUAUGCAGUGUAGACUUUGUUCCUCAUGUUGGAUAUACUGGAAAAAAUAUGGAGGACUUAAAAUGCCCACGCGCUUAGAUGGUGAACGACCAGCCCCUACUCAGAGGCAAGAGCGUAUUGCACAAUUCAACAUGAUACGGAUGCACCGAUGUACAAUAGCUGGAUGUGGUAAGGAGUUCCGCUUGAAGGCUCACUUGGCGCGACAUUUAGCCACAGCACAUGGCCUAGUGGUGAGCGCUGGCAGUCCACGGCCUGUGAUGAAGACGAGGGCAGCAUUCUGUCUCAUCACUACAUCACUAACCAGAAUAUCACGGCGACUUUGUCGGGAUAUCCUUAGGUCACGUCGAGCGGCCAGGUCACCGUUCACACCAAUUAACAUAGCAGCUAUCAAACAAGAAUGUCAAUUACGACUUGCAGAGGUCGGUAAUUACGAGCCUAAUAUUGAACCAAGGAAGCCUGCCACACUAGAUCCAGUCGUGGCACGACUGGGUAUCAACAUCAAGAUGGAAAAACCGGCACUACUGAAUAAAUCGGAUUCGGACCACAGCAAACCAACCAAGCUGUACUUUCCAGUGUCGUUAUCUCAACCAAGACCUAUCGAGCCUAAGACUGUUGAAGUGGAACCCUCGUCCAUGCUGAUCAGUGGGUCUCCGUCAAUCAUGAAGAAGCGGGGCUAUGAACAGAGUAAUGGUAUUGAUGGACCACCCUCCAAGCGGCCGUCCAUGGGAGUCAUCCGUCAGAUCGGCUCAGCUAUGAGGUCACACAAUAUGAGGGGUAGUGUACUGAACCACAAUAUGAAUGGGCGUGGCAAGGUACCAGUGUCAAAAGGAAUGAAGAUGCACAUGAUAAACUGGAUAGAUGCUCCCGAUGAUGUAUACUUUGUGGCUACUGACGCCACCAGGAAAAUAAGGAAGCAAUGGAGCUCACAAGAUUUCAAACGAACAGCACGAAAUCCCUGGAAAAACAUGCUGAUCAAGCCAGCAAUGGGAGGAGCUGAGUCUGACAUCGUAGUCCUCGACUAAACUCUAGUCACCUGUUGUGUCAGUGUGGAAAGCCACUAGCGAUGGCAGGGCACCUGUUCUCCACAUAGUGCUCAAAUGGUAGACUGAUUCUCAUUUCAAUGGACAGUAGCGUUCAGAGAUAAAAAAGUACUAACAUUUAUGUAAUAGAUAUUUUUUCACAAGACUGAUAUGUGGAAAAGUAGGGUUGUUACGAUGAUUAUUGUACAUCGGACAUGUCCCAAGGGCGGUCCGUGUCUGAGUAAUACUCCUGGCACAACGGUUGUAGGCUAGCAGGGUGUGCGGAAUAAGGGAGGAUCGAGUGUCACUAAGGUCUUGUUGGCCAGCAACUCUACAGGGGGUGGGAAUUUACUGUGGGGGAGGGGGAUUAGGGCUGGUGGGGUGACCGUAUGCCGGUUUUGGGUUGGGGUACUUCCUGUAUAUUUUGUUGGGGUUGGUUAGACACAGCUGUCUGUUGAGUGUGCGUGUGUGUGUGUUUGGUUUCAACAGCUGGUGCUGUCAACAAUUGUCAUAAAAAAAUUAAGUUUGAUGAUUACUACAUACUUUUUGUGUUCAUCUUUGAUAAGAUCUCUCUAAAAUAAAUAUGGUUUUCAUAAAUAGGAAGUGACACUUGAAGGUCACAAGGGCAAUUUUCCUAAAACAUGCAAUGAAAUGCCCUUGGGUAUAUUGGGUUAUCUUGAAUACCCAGAUCACCCCUGUGAAAUACUGUUUGAUAAUAUUUGUGUACAUGUUUGCAUAAUUUAAUGCAGUGAAGUACGGUUUAAAAAUUGUGUUAGAUUUUGCUCGAGAUUUGAGAGAUAGCAUUGUUCCUUUGGUCAAUACAUGCGAGAGUGUUCACCCGAUCGUGGCAGCUGAGACAGAUCUGUGGUCUGCUGAGUUCACCAGCCAUAAAUGUUGCCCAUUUGUACAGGUUAUUGUUGAUUAUAUGAGUGGAGAAUGAAAGGCACCAUGGUAGUAUUUAAUUGUAGACCGAGGGAUCGCUUAUGAAAAAUCACCUGUCAUUAUUUUUGUAUGCUACCCAGUACUAAAACUCUAGUACAUGUAAAUAGAUACAUCACCAAUCCAUCCUAGUAUUGAACGUCUCACAAAUCUAUAAUGUUACUGAAUAACAGCUCUAUUCUUACCAUGUAGGAUACUACUUCAUACACCAAUCGUGUUUGGCAUAUAUCUGGAAAUUAUUAUUUGCAAUGUUUUAUGUAUAUGCGAGAUGCAGGAAAUCCUUCAAAAUAAUAUAUAUACUGUAGAUGUUAAACUGUUUGCUGCUAAAGUACUGUCAACAAACCAGUUACUUCUUUCUUUAGAGCGUUCUUUUUAGUUUAAUGCUAAGAUAUUCUGAUAAAAAAGGGUCCAAUUUAAAGAUAAUUAUUUGAAACUGCUGGAUUUGUUGUUCCACAUUUACAGAUAGAUAUGAAAAGAAAAGAUAACUGUCCAGUUUGAAACCUUUUUGUUCUCAGAUAUGGAGUUAUGUGCCCCUGGCAAUGCCGUGUCAGAAAUCUAGGUCUAGUGGAAUACAUUCACAUCUGUUCAUCUCGUAUGUUCUCUCUCAUGGAUUCAUCAAGUCAUAUUUUCAUUUUUUGGUCAAAAGCAGUUCAGCUAAUUGGUGCAUUUGUAUGUAAGAUUUCCACUUUUGAAUUUGAACUGGAAAUACAAACAGCGUUAGUUUGUCUUGGAUUUCUCUUCAAAAUUUCAUGUCAUUGAGUGAAGUUGAAAAUCAUAUUUUUUUUUUUUUUUUUUUUUUUACUUUAGUUUGUUAUCCAUAUUAAAACCAAAACAGGUCUGUCAUUGUUCGUUUUCUUUUGUGUACAAUCUUAGCCAUGUGUUUAACAAGUAAAAUCAAAUUGUAUAUAGACAAGAUUUAAAUUUGUUUCAGCAAAGUAUUAUUAAUAAGAUUUUUAUACGUUUCUGGUAACAAAUGGAAUAUUAGAUAUUUUGUCCACAGGUCAUCAUAUCUUGAAUUUGUACAAGACUUAAUUUAUUCAAUUGUAUUCAUACCAUCUUCUGUUUUUGACUUACAAAACCAUCGAAUCAUAAUUAAAAUAUUGUACAUAAAUUA